AUGGCAACGGGGAAAUAUGAUACGGAACCUAUGCCACCACAAGACGACCCAUGGUACACAGCACCAUAUAACUAUGAAUACAAACAGCCAGGUACAAUUUUGCGCAUUCGUGCUGCACCUGGAAACUUGUCUAGUGUGAUGACCAACGCAACGGCCGCCUUCAACAUUCUCUACCGCACUAUAGAUAGUCGUUAUCUUCCGUCUUGGGCUGUUACUAUAUUAUUUAUCCCCAAACAUCUAAAGGAUGUGCUACUCUCUUAUCAGAUUCCAUACGACUCUGUUGACCUCACCUUCAGUCCAUCCUACCAGUUAUAUCAAGAUCCUCCAUCUGACAUCAGUCGUGCCCUCGGCCUCGGUUGGGACCAUUGGGCUCUUUUUACAGCUGGAGUCAUGUCUGGUCAUGCUACCCUUGAUUCUAUCCGAGCUGUGAAAGCCGCAGCAUUUGGCCUUACUACUAAUGCCAAAUACGCCAUGUGGGGAUACUCAGGCGGUGCCUUAGCAAGUGAAUGGGCUGCAGAACUCCAACUUCAGUAUGCACCAGAACUGAAAUUUAGUGGCGCUGCAUUGGGUGGCCUUACACCAAAUGUCACAUCUGUUAUGUUGGCAGUUUCAGGAAAGCCGGCUGCCGGAUUGAUCCCUCUGGCAAUGCUGGGCCUGACAAGUCAAUUUCCCGAGGCUGAGAGGUAUUUGCUUUCCAGACUCAAGAAGCAGGGUGCUUUCAAUAGGGACGGAUUUCUGAAAGCACGAAACUACUCCAGUGUGCAAGCUGUCGCUGCGUUUGCCAAUCAAGACAUAGCGGACUAUUUUAUUGGUGGCUUUUCGGAUAUCACGGCGCCGCCAAUUAAGUCUGUUACAACAAGUGACAGCCAGAUGGGAUACCAUGGUGUUCCCCAGAUGCCCCUGUAUGUCUACAAGGCGGUGCACGACGAAGUGAGCCCUACUGUUGAUACAGAUUCUUUGGUCAGCAAGUACUGCAAGAUCAAUGUGGCGACUACCUAUGUUCGAAACCCUCUGGGUGGGCAUUUUGAUGAAUGGACAGCAGGUGUGCCUGGAGCUAUGGACUUUCUCCAAGCUAUUUUAACAGGAACCUACUACAACACUGGGUGCAAGAUUAUGGAAAUUGCAUCAAGUUCUGGCUAA
Molecule: messenger RNA, 1140 nt
Organism: Trichoderma harzianum CBS 226.95
Lineage: Eukaryota; Fungi; Ascomycota; Sordariomycetes; Hypocreales; Hypocreaceae
Exons: 2
Coding region: 1-1140 (379 amino acids)
Biological process (GO): lipid catabolic process
Molecular function (GO): triacylglycerol lipase activity
Source: RefSeq, a predicted model, not a curated record